Molecule: messenger RNA, 2617 nt
Organism: Amoebophrya sp. A120
Lineage: Eukaryota; Dinophyceae; Syndiniales; Amoebophryaceae
Source: the annotation of a GenBank genome assembly
CAACAGGCGCGGCGUCCUCGACACGAGGAAGUGCCUUUCUUUGCUUGGAGUUUGCUGUAGCAUCCUCGGAUAAGAGCCAUAUACCCGGAACAAAGCAAGGAACAGGAAGCGUGUAUGUGUACACAUAAUUGUACCAAGAAGUAGAACGAUUUUCAUAGUUUUCGUUUUUUUCCUUCUAUCUUCAGAAAUAAACUCGUAACCUUCAUCGACUCAAUCAUGAGCGCACAACAAGAAGCCUCAUCGUGUGGUAAAAAAAGCACGAAAAUAAAGACCGCAGCCCCGGUCGUGAUCCAGGUUGCCGGGCAGUUGCGAGGCGAGCGCGGUUGGCAGGCGACGUAUCAGAAGCAGUUCGGCGUGAAGCGGUGGAGCAAACUGCUAAAAGCACUGAACGCGAAAACGGAUCAUGUCUGCUUGGUGAAUCCAUUUCUCGGCGAACGGGAGCAAGACGACGUGUUGGACAAACUCUGCACGGCGAGCGGUUCGGAAGAGAGACAGGUGGGAACAAACCCAGCAGAAAAAGUUAGCCAGCGGGAACGCGGCCCACAUCUAGGUCCUCACGAUGGUGCUGCUCUUCCGGACAAGAGCGUUGCAGCUACAAAUAGUGGUCCGUCUAGUUGUAUCAGCACUCCGAAAAAAAUCCUUCGGAUGCUCCCGGAUGCGCGCGUGCCGGGUUUCUUCAAGAAAACGAAAGUGGUGUUGGGUGAUGAACUUCUUGAAGAGCAGAGACAUAAAGAUGAAACCUCGGCUCCUCCUGGAGGAGGUGGUAGUUUCCAUCGUCAAGGGGACGAUGGUGCGGAUACACGACAAAUAGCAGGAGCUGCUGCUGCUUCUGCACAUCAAACAUCCGGCGGAGAACAAGAGCCAGUCCUGACACCGGCCCGAUCUGAAAAGCAAGAACAAAACAGGCUUUUCAUGUCCGAGCCGAGUACGGAAGACCGACCGCGAGGUGGAGUGGUGGCGAUUCCGAGGCGACGGCCAUUUGAGUUACCAGACAACGUGCUUACCCACUACUACCUGGACGGCGCGUCGGCGCUGUGCGCUUCCGAAGGUCUGGAGCUGACUGGAAGUGAGAAGGUGUUGGACCUUUGCGCAGCUCCCGGCGGCAAAUCGCUCGUGCUUGCCUCGCAACUUUUUCGCGACUAUUUUUCUUCGAGAACGACGCAGAACGACAACGACAACGAAACUCCAGAGAAUGACCUUGCGGAAAACCCACCGAGAUUUGGUCUGGACCUUGCAGGUAGUACCAUUAGUACGAUGGCACAAGAAGAUGAAGAACUCGCGGGUGGCGAGGACAGCGACACCGCGCCGUAUGUUUGCACCGAAAAAAUGCCUGCUGAGAAGGCUUCAAGUGAUGAGGGACGAGUCCGAAUUAAUAACGACGAAACUACACCAAGUACUGUAACUGGCAAACGACAAGAAGAUGAGGAUCUCCCGACGACCCCGCCCGAUCGUCCUCUCUACUCCAAAUCCAACCCGAACCACAACAUCAACCGGGCGGGUAUCCUUUCCACUUCGACAAGAAAUACCACAUCGGGUGGACCAAACCGCGGCACAGGGAUCACCCCGUCGAGUUCCAGCAAAAACAAGACCGCCAGUACAACUAAUAUGAGCAACCUGCCACUCUUGGUGAGCAACGAAUUCUCGAAGACGCGCGCCACGCGGCUCCAAUCCGUCCUGCAGAGCUUUUUGCCCGUGGACCUUUUCGAGCAAAACCUGGUGAAGGUGACCAACCUCGACGCGACGGCGCCCCACUGUGAGUUGUACCGUCUCGCACCGUUCGACGUCAUCCUGGUGGACGCCCCCUGUUUAUCAACUGUAAAAAUGUCUGGGUCUGGAAGAAUUCAUGUUUGUCAUGCUUGUCUGGCAUGACUCUUAAAUCUGUCAUGCACGUUACCUAAGAGCUCCGCUUUUCUGUGAUGCAGAGCCGCAGUUUGUCAUGCAGAAUAGGCAACACCUAGGUAGGAGCUCAGAAACUUGUCAUGCUGAGCCAGUAUUCGUAGCCUCAUCAUGAGACGCCAUCCAGCAUCACAAGUUUCCAGACCCAGACAUUUUUACUUUUGAUACUGUUCUACCGAUCGACAUCUCUUGUCCAGUCCGAUCGAGAUGGCGCGGUGGUGCCCGAAAAGCGUGGCCGCAAACGCGGACCGGCAGGUGCACCUACUGUGGACCGCGAUUUUCCUCCUGAAAAAGCACGGCAAGAUCGUGUAUUCCACGUGCGCACUCUCGCGGCACGAAAACGAAGAGGUCGUCGAGCGGAUCCGAAAAAUUGCCAAGGACAAAGCCGACUGCGAGCUCGAGGUAGAAAGUGCCAACUUUUUCCUGCCGGAUGAACCCAUGAAGUUCGGUCCGCUGUUUCGCUGCGUCAUGACCAAAAAGAGCGGAAAAAUUGGCGCUCCGCCGCCACUAACCGCAGGACGCAAGGGCAAGUAGAACAGGAAGGACAGGACGGGGAAAUAAAGAUGCGAGGCUGGAUCCCGACUCGUGGUCUACGUCUACCAUGAAUAAGAUAAAAAAAGAAGCCGAUGGCAAUGACAGAAGAACUUUCUCUAAGCGACGCACUAAAGGUAGACCUGCCACAAUUGACAUAGAGCGACAUGCUGAUUUUUUUCGACCCGAU